Mesorhabditis spiculigera is the source of this 444-nucleotide messenger RNA. Lineage: Eukaryota; Metazoa; Nematoda; Chromadorea; Rhabditida; Rhabditidae. The record is from the annotation of a GenBank genome assembly.
AUGCUCUUGAUCUUUUUGGCCAUGUUUGCCGCUGUAGCGGCGAGGGAUAAUCACUUCGGGCUACCCUGCCGAUUGUGCCGUUGUUUUGUGGAAUAUACCGAUCGAGAUAUGCGGAUACCGAUCAAACCAUAUGCCAUGGCACUGAAUGGAUAUGACAGUACAGAGGAUAGAUGCUUGGCUACAUGUCUGAUCGACAAGCGCUGCAAGGCCGUGGUCUACGGUAUGAGCGGUGGCCGUCAGGUGUUCACCUGCGAGCUCUACGAGGAGAUUGACGCCCGAUCAAGCCCAAUCUACUCCCCCUACAUGAACAUCUACAUCCCGAGGUCGACGUGUCCAGUCCGGAUCCCGAUCCAGGCCAUCAAAAUGGUGCCCGCCGACGACUCAUCGCUCAAGCGACGCGUCAAAAUGGAGAAGCGGGCAAACAGGAAAAAUCCGUUCUUUGGA